Molecule: messenger RNA, 2656 nt
Organism: Capra hircus (goat)
Lineage: Eukaryota; Metazoa; Chordata; Mammalia; Artiodactyla; Bovidae
Gene: LGI4
Product: leucine rich repeat LGI family member 4
Exons: 9
Coding region: 556-1998 (480 amino acids)
Biological process (GO): myelination in peripheral nervous system; neuron maturation
Molecular function (GO): protein binding
Source: RefSeq, a predicted model, not a curated record
UUUUUCCUCGGUUUGACUCCCUACCCCUAGUGGGUGGUGGGCACUCAAGGAGUUAACUUCAGGAGGGGCAAGAGAGGUUGUGGGUUUGGAGCAGGGUGGCUGUCCUGCUGAGCAUUGCCACCAGAGGGAGCAGCUGGACCUGAGCUGGUCCCUUGAAGCCUCGGGGCCAGUGCCCACCACACCCUCCUGGAGCCAGGGGAGGGGGCUGGAUGGGAGUGGCCUGGACGGCUCCAGCCCCUAGUGGUCUCUCCUUCCACGCCCCCUCCUGCCGACAGAGCCAUCUGGUCCCCACCCUGGUGACAUCCUUCUCACCCUCCUGCUCUGUGUGAGGGCUCCGUGGACCUGCCCGAGAUCCUCUCCCCGACCCUGCUGUCGCUGAGCCGGCUCUGGGAUGGGAGUGGCGCACUGGAGCGGUUUUCUCCUCACCCACCAUUGCGCACGUCCCCAGCUCAUUCGUUAGGACCCGAAUCACCCAGCUGAAGGCCGGCAGUUUCCUGAGGGUGCCGUCACUGCACCUGCUCCUCUUCACAUCCAACUCCUUCUCCGUGAUUGAGGAUGAUGCGUUUGCGGGCCUAUCCCACCUGCAGUACCUCUUUAUUGAGGACAAUGAGAUUGGAUCCAUCUCUAAGAAUGCUCUCAGAGGACUUCGCUCACUCACACAUCUGUGCGUGCUUCCACUGCCCCAGCCCACCCUGGGAGGCACCCCACACCCAUCACCCUGGCAUCAUCCUAGGAGCUGCUGAUGGCUUCUCCUUCUCUCCCUCCACCAGGAGCCUGGCCAAUAACCAUCUCGAGACCCUCCCCAGGUUCCUGUUCCGGGGCCUGGAGACACUGACUCAUGUGGACCUCCGUGGGAACCCGUUCCAGUGUGACUGCCGCGUGCUCUGGCUGCUGCAGUGGAUCCCCACCGUGAACGCCAGCGUGGGGACCGGGGCCUGCGCCGGCCCCGCCGCCCUGGCCCACAUGCAGCUCCGCCACGUGGACCCCAAGACGUUCAAGUGCAGAGCCAUAGAGCUGUCCUGGUUCCAGACGGUGGGAGAGUCAGCGCUGGGCGUAGAGGCUUUCUCCUACCAGGAGGAGCCCUACAUUGUCCUGGCACAGCCCUUUGCCGGCCGCUGCCUGAUCCUGGCCUGGGACUACAGCCUGCAGCGCUUCCGUCAGGAGGAAGAGCUGUCUGCGCCCUCGGUGGUGUCCUGCAAGCCGCUGGUGCUGGGCCCCCGCCUCUUCGUGCUGGCCGCCCGCCUGUGGGGAGGCUCGCAGCUGUGGGCCCGGCCCGGCCCCGACCUGCGCCUAGCUCCACUGCAGGUCCUGGCCCCACGGCGGCUGCUGCGGCCCAAUGACGCUGAGCUCCUGUGGCUGGAUGGGCAGCCCUGCUUCGUGGUGGCCGAUGCCUCCAAGGCGGGCAGCACAACACUGCUGUGCCGGGACGGGCCCGGCUUCUACCCGCGCCAGAGCCUGCAUGCCUGGCACCGGGACACGGACGUCGAGGCCCUCGAACUGGAUGGCCGGCCCCAUCUGCUGCUGGCCUCUGCCUCGCAGCGGCCCGUACUCUUCCACUGGUUCGGGGGCCGCUUCGAGAGGCGGACGGACAUCCCCGAGGCUGAGGAUGUCUAUGCCACGCGCCACUUCCAGGCCGGCGGGGACGUGUUCCUAUGCCUGACACGCUACAUCGGGGACUCAAUGGUCAUGCGCUGGGAUGGCUCCAUGUUUCGCCUGCUGCAGAAACUUCCCUCUCGAGGGGCCCAUGUCUUCCAGCCACUGCUCAUUGCCAAGGACCAGCUGGCCAUCCUGGGCAGUGACUUCGCCUUCAGCCAGGUUUUCCACCUUGAGCCUGACAAGGGGCUCCUGGAACCACUGCAGGAGCUGGGCCCCCCAGCGAUAGUGGCCCCUCGGGCCUUUGCUCACAUCACCAUGGCCGGCAGACGCUUCCUCUUCGCUGCUUGCUUCAAGGGCCCCACACAGAUCUACCAGCAUCAUGAGUUAGACCUCAGCGCCUGAGUCUGGAAGGGACGUGGGACAUGGCCGGCAGGGGGCUGGCAUGGGGAUUCCUGGGCCUCAGGAUGUCCCCUUUACUGCCCUCCUGGCCUUAUUCAGAAGUGACAGCUGGUCCUGUGAGAUGCUGACCACAAGCCAAGUUCGAGGAAAGAGCUGCCCUUUCAGUCUUAAGCAACAUCUUGGCUGGGAGAUGACACCAGAUGAUACUCAUCAAAGAUGACUUGGGGGCUCAGGCUGGGGGACCACUGCAUGGAGCCGGUAGACAAAUCAUGGUAGGAGGGUAAUGUGAAGAGCUCCAUGAGUCUGGAGAAGUCUCCCUCAACCCACUCCCACCCCUUCUAUUCCCUGUAAAAGUACUGAGAAGGCGAUAGCUUUCCUUUCCUUCUAAACUCAAUCCGGCCAAUCGCUUUUAGUGCCCGCCUUCAUGACGUCAUCAGUCGCUGGGCAGUUUUCCCUGCCGGGCCUGCUAACUUCCUCUACUGCUUGUGCGCACGCCUGCUGCCGAGGCGGAAGCCCAGUGUGUUGUUCCUCGUGCGCGUGCGCGAGGGAUAGGUGGGAAAGACCGAGUUUUAGCCGGGAGCCAGGGGUGCCUCUCCCGGGUCGGUAACACGAUCGCGGACGGAAAGUGCAUGGGCUCAAUAAACGCGCUGAGCACCCGCCC